AUGUCCAGCGACAUCCUCACCCAGUUGCAAACCUGCUACGACCAACUACUCACUCAAUUCUUCUCGACCAUCAGCUAUUUGUCACAGCGACAUCCCCUGGUUGCACCUGAUCCAGACCCAAACGACCCCUUCACUUACCCACCCUCCGCGACCACAGCCACGCAGACUCCCGGCGGGGACCAGUCGCAACCACAAGGUUCUGGGCCACAACCGGGGCCCGAAGAUACAGAUCGCUCCGCGUAUCCCUUGCGUCCUGUUCCACCGCAGACUUUUGCCAAGGCGCAACGGGAACUGGCGGAGGACUUGGUGCAGAAGGGGCAGCAAAUCGAGCUGCUGAUCUCCCGAUUACCAGGAAUUGGGAGAGGCGAGGAGCAACAGGCGGAAGAAAUCAGAGUGCUGGCAGAGAAGGUGAGGGACAUGGAGGAGAAGAGGAAGGCCAAGAGAAGGGAGAUGAAAGCAUACGUGAAACGAUUAGACGAGGUCAUCAUGGGCAUGUCACGAAGCAUUGAUGAUUCCAACAUCAAUGGAGAAACGACCUGA
This is a messenger RNA of Capronia epimyces CBS 606.96, 540 nucleotides long. RefSeq lists its product as uncharacterized. The transcript has a single exon. Lineage: Eukaryota; Fungi; Ascomycota; Eurotiomycetes; Chaetothyriales; Herpotrichiellaceae. Gene Ontology annotation, cellular component: mediator complex. The record is from RefSeq and is a predicted model, not a curated record. Gene Ontology annotation, biological process: regulation of transcription by RNA polymerase II. Bases 1 to 540 code for a protein of 179 amino acids. Gene Ontology annotation, molecular function: transcription coregulator activity.